AUGUCGGGCAAUCACGUCUCCUUGACAGAGUCAAGAGUCACAGUGAGGGCGCUGUAUGACGCGUGGCCCCUUGGCGUUACCGUCUGGCAGCCCGGCAAGCAGACGGGUCAGCUCGCACAAGAUGCAGCAAAAUCCGUCAUCCUUCUCGCGCCAGCUACCGGCGUUCCUUGCAAGCUGUUCAAGCAUUUUGCUGCGUGAGUACGAGCUUCGUGCGUCGCAAAGCGACCUUCGAGAGGAGAUUCCCCAAUGCCGUAGAGCGUGGAAUCCAACAUGAAUUGAUCAAGCCUCGAUCGCGCCAAUCAUGCUGCGCAGGUUUUUGUGCAGCUAUGGUCACACUGUACUGGCAUUCGACUAUCGCAUGACCGGAAGCUCGUUCCCUGCGUCGUACGCCGUAGGGCCAACAGGUUUAAACACUUCCAUUCCUGACACAAACGCGGACGCAUCAAGUUUCAAAUCCGUCGCAGCGCUCGAAACUUGUCUCAAAGCUCAUCGACAUCAAGCAACAUACGAGCACAUAGGUCGCAGAGACUACCCUGCCGUCCUGCUGCAUGCUUGGAAAGAGCAUUGCAUAGUCGAGCCGACUAGACGUAGAGAUCUGUGCAUCGUCGGUCAUUCGCUUGGCGGAUCCAUCUUACCUUUGGCAUUGGACGAGCUCAGAGUGGGACCUCAUGCUCUGCAAGACUUUCAAAUCUCUCGCGUCUUGGCCGUCGGAUCUUCGAGCGGAUGGUGGGGCUACUCUCCCACACCAGACCUUUCCAGAGAAGCAGGUCGCUUCAUAGUGCAAGAGUCUCACGAAGAAGGUUUUGCGAACCUCAAGAAAUGGGGUUUAGGGAAUCCCAUCACUUUGGCACAAGUGAAUGAUUGGCUAGGAAUGAUCGUCGAGUCUCCGUCUUGGUACGGUGCAUACGCGGGAGAUUCGGGCUGGCAAAGAGCAGUGCAGCAUUACGAUCUUCCGGUCUUGUCCGUCCUUUUCAGCGAUGAUGAGCUGAUAGGCAAUGGCUCGGCUCGUCGAGUGGACGCCAUCUUGAGACCUUUAGGCCAUAAUGCUUCUCUGGUCGAGAGUGCUCAGGAGAAGGCUUACUGGGAGGCCGGAGGAGAGGAAGAUCCGGUUGGAGCCACAGCAUACAAGAGCGGUUCUCCACCUGCUCCAGAAUCUGUCGGACGCUCUCCGAACGCCUCCACCUUGACGCGUAUACACUUGGACGUCAACCAUAAUGGGUGGGUUCGAGGGUCUUCGCAAGUCGAUGCGAAGGAGCAGGGGCAGCUGCCAUCCCACAUAGGACACAUAGACUGGAUUCGUAAAGAAGUCGGAACUUCUUCCGCCUCUAGAGAGAUAUGGCAAGUGUGCAGAGCUUGGCUGGACGAGCGAGCGAUGGUCCCUAGUCGUUCGAGUCGCAUCUACGGCGGUUGCGGAGGCAGGCUGGAUUUCGGUCCGAAGAGUGACAGGGCCAUCUACACUCCGCAUCCUAUCUACGCAACUCCUUCUGCGAAGGCAAAAAUCUAA
This is a messenger RNA of Ceraceosorus bombacis, 1504 nucleotides long. Lineage: Eukaryota; Fungi; Basidiomycota; Exobasidiomycetes; Ceraceosorales; Ceraceosoraceae. The record is from the annotation of a GenBank genome assembly.